CCUCGACGGCCCAAUUCGCUCAGCUGUUUUGUCAAGACAAUCUUCGAUUAUUAACUACAUAGUUAUACGUCUUAUCGUCUUAACGUUAAUAUGUCUAGGCCCAUUGCGUUUGAACCGUGCAUGAUUCAAAGUACUAAUUGACCCUUUUCUCGGACAGCCGCUGAAAACAAGGCCAAGGAAAAACUUGGUUUCUAAGGUUGAUGACGCCAACCCAAAAAAAAACGAGCGGAUGAAUUUCCCGGAAGUGCUUCCGAUGGUUUGAACUGAUUUUGAGACCGGAAGUGGUCCAAUUUGAGCCAUUCACACGACUCCUUCUUCCAACAUGAGGUGGGCAUUCCCCUGGGACCAGAUGUGCAUGAAAACAUCUACCAGAGGCUGGGGGUGAUAUAGUGUCUUAGGGCAUUUCUUUCAUGUCAUAUCCAUUGAUUGACCAGACAACGAGAUUGAUCCGUUUUUGUUGAUGAAUCGGCUUUACCUGGAUUGACAUCCUGAGAUCCUGAGAUCCUGAGAUCCUGAGAGUGCGAGAGCAUCAUGUCGUUGUGGGCAACGGAAAUAUUAGUUGGGAUUUCGACUUGAAUUUGAGUGUGAUGUCGCUUUUUGCGAGCGCAACUCCGCCAGAAGCGAAGUGACAGAAAAAGCGGACGGACAUUAUUGUGUUAAUCAUUGUCGUUAUGGCUUCCGUUGGAGGAGGGAAUAACGAUUCUUCCUCGAACUCACGUGUCCAUGGAUCCGAAGCCAGUGGUGGUUCCAGUUGUUGUCCUCCUUCGUCGCCACCCUCGCCAUCCUCGCCGCUCAAGUCCAAGAAGGCCUUGGAGUGCGCGGUUUGUCUUCAGACUUGCGUUCAUCCCGUCCAAUUAGAUUGCUCGCACAUAUUUUGUUUCCUCUGCGUGAAAGGCGUCGCUUUGCAAAGCCGGAGAUGCCCGAUGUGCCGCGGCGAUAUCCCGCCGACGUUCUUAGACAAUCCCAAGUUGUUAGAGCCCUUGAAUAAAACGGAUGUUGGCCAUGAUUCCCCUGAAAUCGAACAGGAACACAAUAGCGCUAAUGAGGACGCGACCACGGAGAAUUUGUCAGACUCCGAGGACGAUAAUGGCCAUGUUGACCAUCCGCUCCACAGCGACGACCAAGAACAAGAGCAAUCAGCCGAAGAACAAUCGGACGAGGACAAAUUCUGUUGGUUCUACGAAGGGCGGAAUGGCUGGUGGCAGUACGAUGUGCGUACAAGUCAGGAAUUAGAGUCCUUCCAUCAAAACGGAGCGGUCACUUGCGAGCUCUUGAUUGCCGGCUUUCUCUACACAAUCGACUUUCGAAGCAUGGUUCAAUUUAGACGUAACGAGCCUAAUCGUCGUCGACAAAUCAAACGAGACCUAGCCACCAUUUCCAAGAAGGGCAUUGCCGGUUUGCGUCUCCACAACAAUGGACAACAUUCCACAUUGUCGACUAGUCAGUCAUUAGUGGGCCCGAGCUCUACUUCCGGGCAUCUUCCUCACUCGACGACCAAUCCCUUGCUCAGUCCCAGAGCCCAAUUGGGCUCUCAAUCCCAGUCUCAGAGGUCCUUUGGGCUCGGUGCCAGACCCACCAGGGCAUCCCCAAGCCAAAAUCAUCACACCACUUUUCAGAGAGACGCUCAGACCAGAGCCAUGGGCCAGUUGCCACCCCCGGACUCGAGCGAUAGCGAUGAUGACGUUCGACAAAGUACUCGACGACUCGGUGAUCUCUCUAUUGACCCAGGAGAUCCCGACGAUCAAGACGGUGAUUAUUGAAUUUCCCCCCAAACUGCGCCCUGUUGUGUUGCGCAUUGUCAAAUCAGAAAUGUUAUCGAUUUAGAGGUUUGAAUUUGUUUUAUUUACUGUAUUAAUGACUAUAUAAUGAUUAUAAUUAAGAUAAUACUACCACAAA
Tigriopus californicus is the source of this 1896-nucleotide messenger RNA. RefSeq names its product E3 ubiquitin-protein ligase rnf146-like. The record is from RefSeq and is a predicted model, not a curated record. Gene Ontology annotation, biological process: Wnt signaling pathway; ubiquitin-dependent protein catabolic process. The transcript has a single exon. Gene Ontology annotation, cellular component: nucleus; cytoplasm. Gene Ontology annotation, molecular function: poly-ADP-D-ribose binding; ubiquitin protein ligase activity; zinc ion binding. Lineage: Eukaryota; Metazoa; Arthropoda; Copepoda; Harpacticoida; Harpacticidae. The coding region runs from base 672 to 1760 and encodes 362 amino acids.